AAAAUAUAAAAAAAUUGUUAUAAAAGUUUCACCACUUUCCUCUUCAUAAAUACUAUUUUCAUGUCGUCCUCAGUUGCUGAACCUGCAGGGACGAUGAAGAAAAGCUACCGUUGUCAGAAAUUUCAGGGUACUGUUGGAUGAUUUGAUAACACAGAGAUUAUGGGCAAAGUUGGUGAUGAGGAAGUGGUUGAACAAAAGUGUUAGUGAGCCUGACUAUGGUGCCGAUACUGAUGAAGAAACCGAAAACCACGACGUUGGACCUGAAAACUAUUACUCCAGCUCCGAUGAAGAUAUUGAAGUAUCGAGUACGCAAAGAAGAGAAUCGACUGAGGACGCCAUGGCUGCCGCAGCUGCUGCGGAGUUUAUUAGCAAUGAUGCUCCAAUGAAGUUAAGGAGAAGAAAUUCGGAAACAUUUAGAGCACAGUAUAUUAACAACAAAGAAAUAAGAAUAUGUGUUGGUACAUGGAACGUAGGAGGAACAUCACCAACUUCUGAUCUUGACAUCGAUGACUGGAUCGAAAUUAACCACCCUGCUGAUAUAUACGUUCUUGGUUUACAAGAGAUAGUACCUUUGAAUGCUGGAAACAUACUUGGAGCGGAAGAUACUCGACCGGUGGCGAAAUGGGAAGAAGUGAUUAGAGAAGCAUUGAACAGAGUCAGACCAAAACACUCUGCAGUUAAAAGUUAUAGUGAUCCACCAUCUCCAGGGAGAUUCAAACCUUUUGAAGAAACACACGAUGUUAUAGAGGAAGAGGUAGGGUACGAGAAUGAUAGUGACUCUGGCGUUGAGAUUCACCCUAUUGACGAGGAGGACGAAGAAGAUAGCGAGUUAAAGCAUGACGGUGGAGUUAUCGGCGAAGUCAACACCAUCGUUGACCCGAAGUCCGGUUUGCCAGUCGUUGAGAUCAACAGACAGUUCUCUUCUCAUAAUAAGCUAGACAGAUUACGUUCUAAUAGCUUUGAGAAGAGGAGGAACAACGAAGAUCACUCUCAUACCGGUAUGAAAACACUAAACCGGAUGCUUAGUGGGCAAGAAAGGAUCGGUUUGAGCUGGCCCGAGCCGCCUUUGAACAUGUUAGGACCAUCAAACGUUCUCGACAGACAGCCGUCUAUUAAGACAUAUACCUCCUUACAAACAUUAAAGUCUUUCAAGGCUUACAGUUCGUUUAAGUCUGUAGCCGGACACAACGUUGGAAUGUCCCCGGAGGUAUUGGCUCUAGCGUCCAUGGACCUGAAGUUGCUAAUGGAGAGGAAACGAAGACCGGCUUAUGUGAGGCUAGUGAGUAAGAAAAUGGUUGGGAUUCUUUUGACCAUUUGGGUUAAACGAAGCAUGCGAAAACACAUCCAGAACGUACGAGUGUCUACUGUUGGAGUUGGCAUUAUGGGAUAUAUUGGUAACAAGGGAGCUGUGUCUGUGAGUAUGUCGAUAAACCAGACGUUCUUCUGUUUCAUAUGCACACAUUUGACGGCAGGAAAAAGAGAAGUUGAUAAGAUCAAGAGGAACUCCGAUGUUCAUGAAAUACAUAAAAGAACAGUCUUUCACUCUGUCUCAGCACUUGGACUUCCUAAGCAUAUCUACGACCACGAAAGAAUAAUCUGGUUAGGCGAUCUUAACUAUCGGCUUAAUUUAUCGUAUGAGAAAACCACAGACCUCAUUUCCAAGAAAGAUUGGUCCAAGUUACUUGAAUAUGAUCAGCUGGUAAAGGAAUACAAAAAAGGUCGAGCAUUUGACGGAUGGUCAGAAGGAACCCUACAAUUUGCACCAACCUACAAGUACCAAGCGCAUUCAGAGGAGUACACCGGGGCCGAUGGAAAGGCAACACUGAGAAAACCAGCUUGGUGUGAUAGAAUACUAUCUUACGGCAAAGGAAUGAGGCUGGUUCAGUACCGGCGGACCGAGCAUAAAUUCUCAGAUCAUCGUCCUGUUACAGCAACAUAUAUGGCUGAAGUAGAGGUGUUUUCCGCAAGAAAGCUUCAGCGAAUGUUGACAUUUACGGAUGCUGAGAUAGAAGACGAGGCACUAGUGGCCCUGAGUCGUUUAAAAGAAGAAUAAAAUAAAGAAUAAACCUAAAAUUGGGUGUUUGUUGUUGUUGUUUGAUCAUGCAUAUGAAGUGUUGACAACAUAGUGCCAAUGUGAUA
Molecule: messenger RNA, 2139 nt
Organism: Raphanus sativus (radish)
Lineage: Eukaryota; Viridiplantae; Streptophyta; Magnoliopsida; Brassicales; Brassicaceae
Product: type IV inositol polyphosphate 5-phosphatase 3
Exons: 9
Coding region: 176-2053 (625 amino acids)
Biological process (GO): phosphatidylinositol dephosphorylation
Molecular function (GO): inositol-polyphosphate 5-phosphatase activity; phosphatidylinositol-4,5-bisphosphate 5-phosphatase activity; phosphatidylinositol-3,4,5-trisphosphate 5-phosphatase activity
Source: RefSeq, a predicted model, not a curated record